Messenger RNA from Erigeron canadensis, 1417 nucleotides. Its product is annotated as cytochrome b561 and DOMON domain-containing protein At3g25290. The record is from RefSeq and is a predicted model, not a curated record. Lineage: Eukaryota; Viridiplantae; Streptophyta; Magnoliopsida; Asterales; Asteraceae. The transcript has 3 exons. The coding region runs from base 45 to 1214 and encodes 389 amino acids.
ACAACACUUCCAAUUCAAACACACACACACACAUCUCUCCAUUAAUGGCAGUAGUCUUCUUCUUUGUUAUCAUCACCAUCUGCACACUUUUAACGACAACAAUAAACAUCUCCAACGCUCAACAAACAUGCACAUCCCAAAAAUUCACAAACAACAAACUAUACAACCAUUGUAACGACUUACCUCACCUCAACUCAUACCUCCACUGGUCCAUCAACCCAUCACAAAACAUUCUUUCAGUCGUAUUUUUAUCUCAACCAUCCACUCCUUCGGGCUGGGUCUCAUGGGCCAUCAACCCAACUGGCGAUGGCAUGGCUGGUGCACAAGCCUUGCUAGCUUAUAAAGCUUCAAAUGGUUCCAUGGUUGUAAAGACUUACAAUAUAAGUUCUUAUAGUUCAAUUAUGGAAGGAGAGCUGGCUUUUGAUGUGAAGGUUAAAAGUGCAGAGUAUUCUGGUGGGAUGAUGAAGAUAUUUGCUACUAUUGUGUUGCCAGAAAAAGGGGUGACUGUUGUCAAUCAUGUGUGGCAGGUCGGGCCGUCUGUUUCGGAUAAUGGUGUUCCGGCAAAACAUGCGUUUCAGCCGGCGAAUUUGGCUGCGAAAGGACGGUUGGAUUUUUUGAGUGGGCAGAGUAGCGGUGGUGGUGGUGGUGGUGGUGGAAGUGGUUCUCGAAAUAGAAAAAGAAAUAUUCAUGGGAUACUAAAUGCGGUUAGUUGGGGAAUUCUGUUUCCGGUUGGAAUAAUAAUUGCCAGAUACCUUAGAACUUUCCCAUCUGCGGAUCCUAUAUGGUUUUACCUUCAUGCUUCUUGCCAAGUUUCGGCUUACGCAAUCGGGGUUGCUGGAUGGGCCACUGGACUCAAACUUGGAAGUGAGUCAAAGGGUAUCACCUUCAACACUCACCGCAAUAUCGGAAUUGCCCUCUUUUGUCUUGCAACUGUCCAGGUUUUUGCAUUGUUCUUGAGACCAAACAAAGAUCACAAACUCAGAUUCUAUUGGAAUAUAUAUCACCAUGGAAUCGGGUACGCAAUCCUUGUUCUUGGCAUCCUCAAUGUGUUCAAGGGUCUUGAUAUCCUAUCACCCGAAAGCAAAUGGAGAUCAGCCUAUAUAAUUGUGAUAUCUACAUUGGGUGCAAUUGCUUUGUUGUUAGAAAUCAUUACAUGGAUUGUGAUCUUCAAGAGAAAGUCUAACAAGUCCACCAAGCCCUAUGACAACAAGUAACAAACAUUGGCACCAUAAUUUGAGCUUCUUUUAAUGUUUGUUUCUGAUAACCGAUUUCUUGGUUCUUGUUGGUUAAUUAUCAUCUUGUACGUACAAUAGGCUACAUAUAUACUCAGCAUAUAUUAUAUUAAUUAGUUUACAUUUGGUUGCACUAUCGUCGUUGUAGUAUGCUAUAUAUAUAGAAAACCGAUUUUAGAACUGCA